AUGCAUGCAGUCACCUGGACACAUAUACUACAGGCUGUUGAAGGCAACCACAAGCAGCGGUAUGAAUUGGUGUAUGAUGAGACAGAGACGGAGACCUGUCCUGCCCUCCUAGCAGAGCAGCAGCAGCAGCAGCAGCAACAGCAGCAGCAGCAGCAGCAGCAGCAGCAACAGCAGCAGCAGGAGGAACAGGAGCAGCAGCAGCAGCAACCAAUACAGUGCACUGCGGAAGAGCUUUCAGAUGCUUGUAGUGGUUGUGCUGCAGAUGCAUGCAGCAGCAAUUGUUGCAGUGGCUCAGGAAUAGCAGCAGCAGCAGCAGCAGCAGCAGCAGCAGCUCCAGUAGCAGCAAAUGAUACUUCCUGCAGCAGCAGCAGCAGCAGCAGCAGCAGUAGCAACGAGGAGAGGUGCCCGUGUAGAUUCGUUUGCUGCACAGCUGCGUACAAAGAUACUGCAGCAGCAGCAGCAGCAGCAACAGCAGCAGCAGCAGCAGCAGCAGCAGCAGCAAAGAAGGUGGAGCGAAUGAGCGGCAAGUGGCUGCUGAGGGCUACCCAGGGACACACCAUUCCUUACAUACGCAGGUAUGCAGCAGCAGCAGCAGCAGCAGCAGCAGCAGCAGCAGCAGCAACAGCAGCAGCAGCAGCAGCAGCAGCAACGGCAGCAACAACAGCAGCAGGUUAUAGAAGCAUAUGA
Molecule: messenger RNA, 687 nt
Organism: Eimeria mitis
Lineage: Eukaryota; Apicomplexa; Conoidasida; Eucoccidiorida; Eimeriidae
Product: tRNA 2' phosphotransferase, putative
Exons: 2
Coding region: 1-687 (228 amino acids)
Source: RefSeq, a predicted model, not a curated record